This is a messenger RNA of Fibroporia radiculosa, 693 nucleotides long. RefSeq lists its product as uncharacterized. Lineage: Eukaryota; Fungi; Basidiomycota; Agaricomycetes; Polyporales; Fibroporiaceae. The record is from RefSeq and is a predicted model, not a curated record. The coding region runs from base 1 to 693 and encodes 230 amino acids. The transcript has 3 exons.
AUGCCUUUGGGGUCGCUGGACGCCGCCACAUAUCUGAAGAACGGACAGGAUGCCCAGAGGCUGAACGCAGAGUUUGCUAGUUUAAACGCAAACGAUACAUGCCUAUCUGGUCAGCGAGCGUGCAUUUCUGGGUCUUAUGCUCAAUGCGUGCGCGGCCUUUGGAAGACAGAAAACUGCACAGCUUCUGAGCAAUGUUACGCGUUGCCCGCGACAGUUAGGAACGGCACCUUCCUAUCAUGCACGACUGAAGCCGUCGCUGAAUCCAUCAUAAACGCCACCGGUGCUGCAGGCGGAAUUGCGGUUAAUGGAAGCAGUACCACGUCGAACGCAACCUCUCCGAAACAGCCGUCUUCACCUUUCUCCAUACAAGCCAUGACCACGAACACCGCGACACUCACGCAGGCAUCUACCGGCGUUGUACCGUUGGUGUCAAGUUCGGGCUCCAUCAUUACCCUUGCCCCACAGACCACGAUAGUGACAACCAGGACGCUGGAUCCCGCUGAGGCUUCCAGUCUUCUUGCCAGUUUGACUGCAGAUGGCUUGUUAUCUUCCACCACUCCCAUCAAUUCGUUAGUCCCUGUCAUAUUGUCCUCUUUGCCUGUCAUUACCCCCGAGCCAACCACAACUUUGAACAUUGAGGUAGUGAAUCACUUCAGCGGGACGUCGGCUGUGACAUUCACGACCAUGUGCUGA